ACGCGCGCGCUGCCGCCGCUGCUUAAAGGGGCCGCGGGAUGUGCGAGAUGUUCCCUGCUGGGCUCUAGGAUGUUGGAGAACCGAGAGGAAGAGCUGACCACGGUGCGGGUGCAGGAUCCCCGCGUGCACAACGAGGGCUCCUGGAAUUCCUACGUGGAUUACAAGAUCUUCCUGCACACCAACAGCAAGGCUUUCACCGCCAAGACCUCGUGCGUGCGGCGGCGCUACCGGGAGUUCGUGUGGCUGCGGCGGCAGCUGCAGAGGAACGCGGGGCUGGUGCCGGUGCCGGAGCUGCCGGGCAGGUCGGCGUUUUUCGUGGGCAGCACGGAUGAGUUCAUCGAGAGGCGGCGGCAGGGCCUGCAGCACUUCCUGCAGAGGGUGGUGCAGAGCGCCGUGCUGCUCUCCGACAGCCGCCUGCACCUGUUCCUGCAGAGCCAGCUGCCCGUGGCCGCCAUCGAGGCGUGCGUGCAGGGCCGGGGCCCGCACUCGGUCACCGAGGCCAUCCUGCACUACGCCAUGGCGGGCCCGGCCUGGGGACAGCGCGGGGACAGCGCCGGGGGCGCCUGGGGACAGCGCGGGGACAGCGCGGCCCCGCCCGCAGCCAGCUGUGCUGGCCUGGAGAGCUUCCCCUACUGGAGUGACUUUGGCAUGGACGAGGCACGGCCAGAGAGCCCAGCUGGACACAGAGUGACCCCUCUGGACAGUCCAGAGAGCCCAGCUGGACACAGAGUGACCCCUCUGGAUAGUCCAGAGAGCCCAGCUGGGCACAGAGUGACCCCUCUGGACAGUCCAGAGAGCCCAGCUGGGCACAGAGUGACCCCUCUGGACAGCCCAGAGUGUCCAGCUGGGCACAGAGUGACCCCUCUGGACAGCCCAGAGUGUCCAGCUGGGCACAGAGUGACCCCUCUGGACAGUCCAGAGAGCCCAGCUGGGCACAGAGUGACCCCUCUGGACAGUCCAGAGAGCCCAGCUGGACACUGAAUGACCCCUCUGGACAGUCCAGAGAGCCCAGCUGGACACAGAGUGACCCCUCUGGAUAGUCCAGAGUGUCCAGCUGGACACAGAGUGACCCCUCUGGACAGCCCAGAGAGCCCAGCUGGACACAGAGUGACCCCUCUGGAUAGUCCAGAGUGUCCAGCUGGACACAGAGUGACCCCUCUGGAUAGUCCAGAGUGUCCAGCUGGACACUGAGUGACCCCUCUGGACAGUCCAGAGUGUCCAGCUGGACACAGAGUGACCCCUCUGGACAGCCCAGAGAGCCCAGCUGGACACAGAGUGACCCCUCUGGACAGUCCAGAGAGCCCAGCUGGACACAGAGUGACCCCUCUGGAUAGUCCAGAGUGUCCAGCUGGACACAGAGUGACCCCUCUGGACAGCCCAGAGAGCCCAGCUGGGCACAGAGUGACCCCUCUGGACAGCCCAGAGUGUCCAGCUGGGCACAGAGUGACCCCUCUGGACAGCCCAGAGUGUCCAGCUGGACACUGAGUGACCCCUCUGGAUAGUCCAGAGUGUCCAGCUGGACACUGAGUGACCCCUCUGGAUAGUCCAGAGUGUCCAGCUGGACACAGAGUGACCCCUCUGGACAGCCCAGAGUGUCCAGCUGGACACUGAGUGACCCCUCUGGAUAGUCCAGAGUGUCCAGCUGGGCACAGAGUGACCCCUCUGGACAGUCCAGAGAGCCCAGCUGGGCACAGAGUGACCCCUCUGGAUAGUCCAGAGAGCCCAGCUGGGCACAGAGUGACCCCUCUGGAUAGUCCAGAGUGUCCAGCUGGACACAGAGUGACCCCUCUGGACAGCCCAGAGAGCCCAGCUGGGCACAGAGUGACCCCUCUGGACAGUCCAGAGAGCCCAGCUGGACACUGAGUGACCCCUCUGGACACCCCCAGGCCCCGCUGCCCUCGCUGGGAGAGGGAUCAGUGUGGAGCCACUGGGAUGGACUGGGAGCACUGGGAAUGCGGCCCCAGCCAUGUCCGAGCUCUUUCCAAUCGGAUUCCCGAUAUUCCUGAUAUUCCCUGAUAUUCCAGCAGUGUUUUCCUCACUCUGCUUCUGCCUCAAAUCCCUCUGGAAUCCCUGAACUGGGCUCCAAUCCCUCUGGAAUUCCCAAUCUGGGCUCCAAUCCCUCUGGAAUUCCCAAACUGGGCUCCAAUCCCUCUGGAAUUCCCAAUCUGGGCUCCAAUCCCUCUGGAAUUCCCAAACUGGGCCUAUCAGAGCCGAGCUUCCCACUGGGAAAAGGGAGAGAUGGGGCUGGAAUUUGUGUCCCCUUCCCGCCAGGGCUGUUCCAGGGAUUUUUGGGAAAGCAGGAGCAGCUCGGGGGGUUUUGGGGUCCUCCCCUCCCUCAGCACUUGGUGUGGGAAAUAAGAUAAAUAAAAAUGAAAAUAAAAAUAAAGAAAAUUAAAACGGAA
Messenger RNA from Oenanthe melanoleuca, 2402 nucleotides. It is a transcript of the gene SNX11, whose product is annotated as sorting nexin 11. The record is from RefSeq and is a predicted model, not a curated record. The annotation marks the transcript as partial. The transcript has 7 exons. Lineage: Eukaryota; Metazoa; Chordata; Aves; Passeriformes; Muscicapidae. Gene Ontology annotation, biological process: intracellular protein transport. Gene Ontology annotation, molecular function: phosphatidylinositol binding.